AUGCCAAACCGUUCGUCAGGACUAGACUUCUCAGAUGGAGCACCAGCAGUAGGGCCCGACGUCCCAGCCCAGCCGAGCUUUCUGCAGCGAAACAAGACGGAGAGGAGGAGGUUGCAGGGGUUGCAGCGCACGAACAGCGUAAAGUCGCCUGGCAAUGGCCUCUUCGUGCCUACGACGUUCGGCCAGAAGUUCAAUCUCUGGAUGAUUAACGAAGGAGGGAGGCAGUUGUUCUUUGGUGUUUGGAUUUUUUUGCAUAUCCUUGUCGCCGUGUUCGGGUUCUUCCACUACCAGAUGAAAGACAACUUGAACACCGCCCGCAGCCUCUUUGGCUAUGGAUUCACCAUUGCCCGAACGGCGGCGUUAGUCCUGCACAUCGAUGUUAUCUUCAUCCUGCUCCCAGUCUGCCGUAACUUCAUCUCUUUCUUACGCCGAACCCCCCUGAACGACAUCAUUCCCUUCGACAAGAAUAUCACCUUCCACAAAGCUACCGCCUGGUCCAUUGUUGCCGGUUCGUUCGUCCACAUUGCCGCUCACAUGGUGAACUUUGCGAAGCUCGCAAUGCUCGACCCAAAUGCUACGACCCCCGGCAAGAUCUUUGUCGGAUUUUUGCGUGCCAAUUUCGCCACUGGGCCGGGUCUCACUGGAUGGAUCAUGACCGCUGCGCUUGGCAUCAUGGUGUGGUUUGCUAUUGAGAAGAGGCGCCGCGCUCACUUUGAGUGGUUCUGGUACUCGCACCACCUGUUCAUCGUCUUCUUCAUCAACUGGCAACUCCACGGUAUGUUCUGCAUGAUUCAACCCGACAGACCACCCUUCUGCUCCUUCAACACAAUCGGUGUUUUCUGGCGCUACUGGCUUGUUGGCGGUGUCAUCUGGAUCUUUGAGCGUAUUCUGCGUGAAGUCCGCUCUCGUCAUGUCACCUACAUCUCCAAAGUUAUCCAGCAUCCUUCCGAUGUCAUGGAACUCCAAAUCAAGAAAGAGAAGACGACUACUCGUGCUGGACAGUACAUCUUCCUCUCUUGCCCUGAGGUAUCCUACUUCCAGUGGCACCCCUUCACCCUCACUAGCGCACCAGAAGAGGAUUAUAUCUCCGUUCACAUUCGUGUUUGCGGUGACUUCACAAGGGCUCUAGCGCUCGCUGUUGGUUGCGACUUCUCUAAGGAGAAAGAUAAGGCUCCUGCCGGUGGUAAGGUUGUUGGUACAAACACGAACCCACCGAUCAACCGCACUCUCCCUCGUGUCAUGGUUGACGGGCCAUUUGGAAGUGCAAGUGAGGAUUUCUUGAAUUACGAGACUGUCCUCCUUGUUGGUGCUGGUAUCGGUGUCACGCCGUUUGCUUCGAUCCUAAAGUCGAUAUGGUACCGCAUGAACAACUUCAAUCACUCCAAGCCAACCCGUCUUUCAAAGGUCUACUUCACAUGGGUCAUCCGUGACUUCGGUACCGCCGAGUGGUUCCAUUCACUCUUGCACGCCAUCGAAGAACAGGACACGCAGAACCGUAUCGAGAUCAACAUCUACCUUACUGCCAAGAUAAAGGAAGACGACAUGAACAACAUCAUUGUUCACGAUGUCGGUGCCGAGAAGGAUGCAAUUACCUCCCUGCGCGCACCCACUCACUUCGGUCGACCUAACUGGGACAGAGUGUUCAGUUCGAUCGUCGACAAGCAUCCAGAAACCGAUGUCGGAGUGUUCUUCUGUGGUCCUCCAGUGCUGUCGAAACAACUCCAUCAAUACUCGAACAAGUACUCUCACCCGAAGGGUACUCGUUUCUUCUUCGGAAAGGAGAACUUCUAA
Messenger RNA from Pleurotus ostreatus (oyster mushroom), 1791 nucleotides. RefSeq lists its product as uncharacterized. Lineage: Eukaryota; Fungi; Basidiomycota; Agaricomycetes; Agaricales; Pleurotaceae. The record is from RefSeq and is a predicted model, not a curated record. Gene Ontology annotation, cellular component: NADPH oxidase complex; plasma membrane. The coding region runs from base 1 to 1791 and encodes 596 amino acids. The transcript has 8 exons. Gene Ontology annotation, molecular function: superoxide-generating NAD(P)H oxidase activity. Gene Ontology annotation, biological process: superoxide anion generation; defense response.